UCAACACAUGAUGUUAAAUAAUGCAAUAUUUUCUUAGCUUUCUCUUCUGUCAAAGCGAUUCAAGUUGAUUCAUGAUUUUAACUUCUUCCGACCGCCGUCAGCUUUACUGUCCGCAAUCCGCAUAAUUAUAUGAUUGUUGUUCCAACUUGGGAUGACACCCUUUUUUGUGGAAAAAAUCCCAAGUUACACAUGUUUUUAAAAAAAAUUCUCAAAAUACACACGUUAUGAAAAUAAUUCCCAAUCUACGUUAGUUUGAGCCAUCACCGCUGUCGACGAAGACAGUGAUUGCAUCACUGUUGUCGACGAAGACAGUGAUUGCAUCACUGUUGUCGACGAAGACAGUGAUUGCAUCACCGCUGUCGACGAAGACAGUGAUUGCAUCACUGCAGUACACGGCCGCGGUGAAGGCCUGACCUGCAUCGAAACUUUAAACAAACGUAACUUUGUGCUCGGUUAUCCGAUCGUAGCAAUUUUUUUUUAUUCCGCAUAAUUUUUCGAGAUCUUGCAAGCCACAAAUGGCCAUAGGCGGUUUGGUCCCGCCUUCGUCUCGAAAAUAUGUCGUUUGCUACCCCGAACGAGCCUUUUUUCGAUUUCGUCAAACUUUGAAUGACCAUAACUUUGUGCUCCACAAUCCGAAAAUCAUGAUUUUUUUUUAUUUCGCAUAACAUUUUAAGGACUACAAUUUUUAUCAUAGACAUAUUUUCGGAAUGUACUUGGAUUCCUGAAAAGGAAGGUAAAGUUAUUCCCAAAACCCCUUAUAUCCAUAAAUAAUUCAUUUUUUGAAAAUUCUCUCCUACUAAAUAUUUUAGUCCUUAAAAAUUUAUGCGAAAUCAAAAAAAAAUUCAUGAUUUUCGGAUUGUGGAGCACAAAGUUAUGGUCAUUCAAAGUUUGACGAAAUCGAAAAAAGGCUCGUUCGGGGUAGCAAACGACAUAUUUUCGAGACGAAGGCGGGACCAAACCUCCUAUGGCCAUUUGCGACUUGCAAGAUCUCGAAAAAUUAUGCGGAAUCAAAAAAAAUUUUGCUACGAUCGGAUAACCGAGCACAAAGUUACGUUUGUUUCAAGUUUCGACGCAGGUCAGGCCUUCACCGCGGCCGUGUACUGCAGUGAUGCAAUCACUGUCUUCGUCGAAAGCGGUGAUGCAAUCACUGUCUUCGUCGACAACAGUGAUGCAAUCACUGUCUUCGUCGACAACAGUGAUGCAAUCACUGUCUUCGUCGACAGCGGUGAUGGCCCAAACUAACGUAGAUUGGGAAUUAUUUUCAUAACGUGUGUAUUUUGAGAUUUUUUUUUAAAAAGAUGUGUAACUUGGGAUUUUUUCCCUUUUUUGUUCCGAACUUUAACGUAAAAGACGAUUUUGUCCUGUCAAAUGAAAUAGUUUUGUUCUAAUUUUUGCUUAAUGUGACAGGACAAAAUUUACCCAUUUCUUUCAGACAAACAGUUUUUUUUGUUUCCUUCUUAAAGUUCAGGACAAAAUUGGUAUUGUCCCUUCCAACUUAUGGCAUAUGGAUGUAUAUGUUUUCUAUCGCAUCUGCAGUCAGUGAGUAGUGAAAAGUAAAUUUAUUUCGUACUUUUUUCAUCUUUACUUAUCCUCACGUUUUGUUGAAUAUGUACAGAGAGGCUUUGGGGGAGUACCAGACCAAAUUCCACGAUGUGAAACUGGGCUUGGCUAGGGCCAUGUCCCUAAACCUAGGGCAAGAAGUGUCCUAUAUCGAGAAUGCUUUCAGUCUGGAGUCAGGUCUCGACGUCGCUGCUAUGAAUUUUUAUCCACCAAACUUGAAUUCGAAGGGCACCAUCCGGCUGGCUGACCACACCGAUCCUGGCUUCAUCAUCUCCCUCGUCCAAAACUUGGACGGUGGCCUUCAAAUCCUAACCCAUCAAGGAAAAUGGGUUAACGUCCACAUCCCUCCCAACGCCAUCCUAAUCCAAGUUGGGGAACAUUUGGAGGUAUAUAUUAUACAGUAGUAGUAGUAUACGACCAAAUCAUUAAGUAUGAAAACCCCAAAACCAAACCGUUAAGGAUCUAAUAAAUAUCACCAUUAUAUAAAAUUAAAAAAAAAACUUUCCCUUGGAUGCACCUAGGGGUGUCAGUUCGGGUCGGGUUCGGUUACCCGAAACCCGAAAACCCAAAACCGAAAACCAUUAAAACGGAACCCGAACCCGAUAAGGACUUGCGGGUUCCGGUUACCCGAAAUCCGAAAAUUCCUUAUCGGGUUCGGGUUCGGUUAAAUCAAAACCGAAACCCGAAAACCCGAACGUCUAAGAAUAUGGGUUGAGUUCUAUUCAUUGGAGGUUUUUAGCCGGAACCCGAAAAACCGAUAAGCAAAACCAAACCUGAAACCGAAAAACCCCGAACCCGAAAUGAACCCGAACUUGAAAAACCGAAAAUGUAUAUAAUCGGGUCGGUUUCGGGUAAACCCGAAAAACCGAACCCGAAUGGACACCUCUAGAUGCACCUUUCAUUUAUAAGAAAAAAGAAUGUUGUCUUACGUUUACCUAUCAGAAAAGCAUGUAAUAAUUAAUGAGCUUAUUUCAGAACUCAUGAACUUUUCAAUUUACAGGUUCUAACAAAUGGCAAGUACAAGAGUCGCAUCCAUCAUGUGACGGGCAACUACAAGGCAAAAAGGGUCACCCUGGUCACACUUCAUGGGCCAUCUGCAGACAAAUUUGUUGCUCCGGCGCAAGAAUUUGUGGACGAUUCCCACCCGCUGGCUUACCGUGGAAUGACAUACUCGGAUGGGUUGAAAUCCAAUGAUAAUCAUGAGAUUGAAGUUCAAUCAUGCAUCGCACAACACAGAAUUCUUCUACCCUACUGAAUGCUUUAUGUGUAUGGUAUAUAUCAUCACCAUGUCAUUUAUACCAACUCCAGGGGUUCAUAUAUAUAUAUUUUAUAUGUAUUUGAUUUGGGUUAUAUGUAUAAUAUGCCCUUUUACUAUGUCGUUUUCAUCAAACAUGUCGCUUUACUACAUUUUACAUCAAACAUGCCCCUGUACUUUGAAAAAAUGAUCAAACAUACCCUUCUGUUAAAAUUUUCAUUAAAAAAAUCGUCAACCACGGUUGAACCGAGAUUUAGACGACCCGACAUCGGUAAAUGGGAGGGAAAAUAUCAGUUUUGUCCCCCAAUUUAUCUCUCUAGAUCCCGUUAAAGUAAAUUAUUAGAGAUAUUUGGCUCUAAAAAGAACCAAACAAUUCUAAAGUGAAAUUAUCAAGGAUAUUUUAGACAUUUGCGUCACUCAUACCAAGAUUCAUUCGUGGUUGACGAUUUUUGAAUGAAACUUUUAAUAAAAUGGCAUAUUUGAUAAUUUUCCCAAAAUAGAGAGGCAUAUUUGAUAAAAUGACAUAGUAAAAGAGCAUAUUACACAUAUAACCCAUUUGAUAUUUAUCGAUGGUUGCUUGUUUGUUUAGUAAUGUUCACCAUAACUUCUACGGAGAAAUUAACUAGUCAUGCUGCGCUCUAUAGGUCAACUACAUUGCAUGCGCCAAUCAAUCAAUCAAUUAUAUUAAAUCCUAAGUGAUUCAACUGUUCCUUACGAUUUUUAGCAAACCAUCUUAAUUUCAGGAUUACUGUUCAUGGGAUGUGUUAUGGUGUGACAACACCCACAAUUUUGCGGCGGUCCAUUCCCUUAUUAACCCAACCCCUUUUCCGUGUUCGCAUAUUUAAUUUGACUGUUCCAACCCAGUAAUGGCUUUGGGGGAAUAAGAAAUUUGGUUGCCUCAAGUUUUGAGAAUGCAGACAGUUUGGAAGAGGUUAACUAAUAAUAUGUGUUAGUUGUACGAAAGUACUUAGCAUGUAUUGUAAAAUCGUAAUAUAUGUUAGUUGGAAGAGGUAAUUAAAUCCUUAGUAUUAA
Linum trigynum is the source of this 3847-nucleotide messenger RNA. The record is from the annotation of a GenBank genome assembly. Lineage: Eukaryota; Viridiplantae; Streptophyta; Magnoliopsida; Malpighiales; Linaceae.